Molecule: messenger RNA, 951 nt
Organism: Salvelinus namaycush (lake trout)
Lineage: Eukaryota; Metazoa; Chordata; Actinopteri; Salmoniformes; Salmonidae
Product: potassium voltage-gated channel subfamily KQT member 1-like
Exons: 5
Coding region: 40-447 (135 amino acids)
Biological process (GO): potassium ion transport
Cellular component (GO): membrane
Molecular function (GO): voltage-gated potassium channel activity
Source: RefSeq, a predicted model, not a curated record
UCUCACGCCCAAAAAUCUGCAAUCAAAGUACUCCGGAGAAUGAAGUACUUUGUGGCCAGACAGAAAUUUCAGCAAGCGAGGAAACCGUAUGACGUGAGGGACGUGAUGGAGCAGUACAACCAGGGACACCUCACCAUGAUGGUCCGCAUUAAGGAGCUACAGAGGAGACUGGACCAUACGUUGGGGAAAGCAGGAAUGUUUCUGGCAGAGAAAGGUGUAGAUAAAGAAUACUACACUGUGGGAGCCAGACUGGUCCGCCUGGAGGACAAGAUGGACCAGAUGAGCCAUAAGAUGGAGGCGGUGCUGAAGAUCUUGGUGGACCAGUACAAACCCAAGGCAGAGCUGCUCCAGAGGGCCCCAGCCCCUCCACUCCCAGCCCCCUACAGCUCUCGCAUCAGCAUCAUGAGGCGUCAGAACAUGGGCGUCAGCUUGGACGAGGGACGGUGAUGUCACAGUGGGCAGACAGGCGCCGGGGAUGGAACCACCAGGGACCAGUAGGACCAACCGUGAGAUAUCAGUUGCAAUGUGAAGAUAAAUCAUUUAAAAAUUCAUUGUCAGCUGCUUGACCAGGAGGGCACAGACUCCAAUAAAGAAAAGGGAGCACUCUUCUUACCUUAUUAAAAAGAUGGUGUCGUUUGGCUACUUCUAGUGCCCUCUGUUUUAUAACCCCCAAAACCUUUACAUCACUGUCUUUGACCGCUGACCUUAGAGAGAGAACGUGAACAACUCAGCUCCUGCUUCUGUUCUCCUCUGCUGAAGAGGCGUGCUUGUAUGAAAGUGAGGGCUAUAGAGAACUAUGAGAGGGGACAUGGCAGCAGUAUACUGACAGCUAGAGACGUACAGUGAUGCCGUCCAUCCUCCCUCCCCCCAUCAUGGUGAAUGGGCAUACGAGGUCCUCCUCUUCUUCAGAAGUUUCUUCCCUCUUUCUCCCUCUUUAAUAUCAGCACUAUG